Musca vetustissima is the source of this 2202-nucleotide messenger RNA. RefSeq names its product peptide transporter family 1 (gene yin). NCBI's taxonomy places the organism in Eukaryota, Metazoa, Arthropoda, Insecta, Diptera, Muscidae. The transcript has 6 exons. Gene Ontology annotation, molecular function: dipeptide transmembrane transporter activity. Gene Ontology annotation, cellular component: membrane. The record is from RefSeq and is a predicted model, not a curated record. The coding region runs from base 1 to 2202 and encodes 733 amino acids. Gene Ontology annotation, biological process: transmembrane transport; oligopeptide transport.
AUGGUCAGCAGUUCUUUUAAAAUAACGGAAAAGGAGCCGGUAAAAUAUCCCAAGUCGGUGGGUUUUAUUAUCAGCAAUGAGUUCUGUGAACGUUUCAAUUAUUAUGGCAUGCGAACCAUCUUGGUUCUAUAUCUGACCAGUAAACUGCAAUACGAUGAUGACACGUCGACAGUUCUGUUUCAUGUAUUUACAAUGUUGGUGUAUUUGUGUCCCCUGGUGGGCGCCAUAGUUGCUGACAGUUGGCUGGGCAAAUUUAAGACAAUUCUGAAUUUGUCCAUUGUUUAUGCCAUUGGUGGUGUUAUAAUGGCCUUGGGUGCCGUACCAGUGUUACAGCUACCAGUACAAGCUGUAACAAUAUUGGGUCUGGUCCUCAUAGCCAUUGGCACAGGUGGCAUAAAACCUUGUGUAUCGGCAUUUGGUGGUGACCAAUUUCGUUUACCCGAACAAGAAAAACAAUUGGCCACAUUUUUCUCCCUCUUCUAUUUUGCCAUUAAUGCCGGGUCGAUGAUCUCCACCUCGGUGACACCAAUUCUACGUGAAGAUGUCCAUUGUUUUGGUGAUAACGAUUGUUUCUCCUUGGCCUUUGGUGUUCCUGCCGUUCUUAUGUUAUUGUCCGUUGUAAUUUUUGUCGCGGGCAAGAAAUUGUACAUCAUGAAACCUCCUGCAGGUAAUAUGAUUUUGGGAGUUUCACGUUGCAUUAGCCAAGCCAUCGGUGGCUGGAGAAGAGAACGCAAAACAAAACCAAGAAAUCAUUGGUUGGAUUAUGCUGAACCAGCGGUGGGCUCGAAAAUGGUUUCCGAUGUAAAAACAUUGCUGAAGAUUUUGGUGUUAUUCUUGCCUUUCCCUGUUUUCUGGGCUCUGUUCGAUCAACAAGGUUCCCGUUGGACAUUCCAAGCCACACGUAUGGAUGGUGAAAUUUUUGGUUUCUUUAUUAAGCCCGAUCAAAUGCAAGUCAUCAAUCCUUUGCUGAUUUUGGCCUUUAUUCCAUUGUUCGAUUAUGUCGUUUAUCCAUUGCUGUCAAUGGUCGGUAUUCGCAGACCCUUGCAAAAGUUAACAUUGGGUGGAUUAUUGGCUGCUGGAGCAUUUUUACUGUCCGCCUUUGUGGAACUGAAAUUGGAAGCCGUUGCACCCGUGGUGCCUGGCCCAACAACAUCGCAGCUGAGAAUUUACAAUGGCAUGCCAUGUGAUUAUAAAUUCUUAACCGAAUUCCCCGUCAGUGAUAUGAGCAAUGAAAGUCAUGUCCCCGCCUUGGGUUUGUGGAUGGAAAAAGAGGUCCAAACCGCAAUGCUUACCUCAUAUCGUUUUGAUGCCUCCUCCUCGGAUCCAGCAUGUCCUGGUAUAUCAGAUAUGUUGAAAGUUAUGCCAGGAAAGGCCGUGAGCUAUUUCAUUGCCAAUGAUCGAAUGCAUGAAUUUAUGGAUAGUCCGGAACAACCGAAAUUGGGUAACCCCUUGGUUCGGGUAAUGUUAAAUAUUCCUGCUGGUCAGGGUAAUUUUACACUUAUUGAUGCUGCCCAUACUGCAACAGCAUUAGCUUCCUACAACACCUCGCAAUUAAUAACUGUGGCAAGAGGCAAGGCGGUUUUGACCUUAAACGAUCAAGUGGUUAUGAAUUUGACCGCAAGGGCUGGCGGUGUUUAUGUCAUCAUGGCUAAUGGCAAUUUCAAGGAAGGAUUUAAUUAUCAACAACAUGUGGUAACUGAACCCAAUUCCGUCCACAUGAUGUGGCAGUUGCCUCAAAUCAUUGUCAUUACGGCUGCUGAAAUUAUGUUCUCCAUUACUGGGCUGGAAUUCUCAUUUACGCAAGCCCCUCAGAGCAUGAAAUCUGUAUUGCAGGCCUGCUGGCUUUUAUCUGUGGCCAUUGGUAAUAUGUUGGUCGUUGUCAUAGCGGAACUUAAAUUCUUUGAAUCUCAGGCUGCUGAAUUUGCUCUCUUUGCCGGUCUCAUGAUCAUCGAUAUGUUCAUCUUUAUGCUAUUGGCAAUGCGUUAUCAGUAUGUAAAACACACCGAAGAAGGAGAUCCCGAAGUUGGUGAUAAAUCCAUUAAAGCCAAUAAUGAACAGAUGCCACAAUUACCCGCCGCACCAACAACGAAAACAAAAAUGACAAAUGGCGAAAGCAACAAUAUGGACAAUAAUCACCAUCAUGAUCAGGAAAGCAAUGGUGUUACAAAUGAGGCCUACGAUCACAGUGAAGAUAUGAAAUAA